UAGAAAGAUGGUGCUAACGGAGUUCGUGAAUACAGGAAGAUGUUCAUCGGCGGGCUGAACUGGGAGACCACAGACCAAUCCCUGAGGGAUUACUUCUCACAGUUUGGCGAAGUGGUGGAAUGCACGGUCAUGAGGGAUGGCGCAACCGGCCGAUCCCGCGGUUUCGGCUUCCUCACCUUCAAAGACCCUAAGACGGUCAAUAUCGUCAUGGUCAAGGAGCACUACCUGGACGGCAAAAUUAUUGAUCCCAAGCGCGCCAUCCCCCGCGACGAGCAAGAGAAGACGUCCAAAAUCUUCGUGGGCGGUGUCAGUCAAGAGACGACCGACCACGAGUUCCGCGAGUACUUUGCUCAGUUCGGCCGCGUCGUCGACGCCACCCUCAUGAUGGACAAGGACACGGGCCGCCCGCGCGGCUUUGGCUUCGUCACCUUCGAGAGCGAGGCCGGCGUCGAGGCCUGUCUCGCGGCCAACCUGGAGAUCCACGGCAAGCCGAUCGAGGUCAAGAAGGCCCAGCCGCGCGGCAACCUCCGCGACGACGACGACGCUGCUCGCCGCGGCGGUGCCGGGGCCAAGUUUGGUCGGAAGGGCCAGGGCGGCGGCAUGGGCGGCAUGGACGAUGGCCAGGGCGGAGCCAUGGGGAUGGGCGCCGGCAUGGGUGCCGGCAUGUCGGGCCAGCUCAUGGCGCAGUAUCUGCAGCGCAUGCAGCAGGCCAUGGCCAUGUUCCAGCAGCAGAUGAUGAUGAACCGCAACUUGAACCCGGCCAUGCAGCAGAUGAUGUACAUGCAGCAGAUGCAGCAGAUGCAGGCCAUGAUGGCGGCACAACAGCAGGGCCGCGGCGGCCCGGGCAUGCCGCCGGGCAUGCCCAUGAUGAACCCGGCGUUGAUGCAGCAGCAGAUGGCGCAGAUGCAGCACAUGAUGAACCAGCAGCAGGGAGGCGGUGGCGGUCCGGGUGGUGGCAGCGACGGCAGUGGCCCUCAUCAGGGGAUGAACUCCGGUGGUGGGAUAAAUCCCGGCGCUGGGGAACAAGGGCCAGGCGGAGCUGGAGGCGGCGGCGGCGGCGGCGGCGGAGGUGGAGGUGGAGGUGCGGGUGGCCAGAACCGGCCGGGGUACAAUUCCUUUGAGCAGCAGCAGUUCGAGCAGCAGCAGCAGCAGGGGCCGGUCCAAGGUCAGGGCCGUCGCGGCGGUCGCGGAAUGGGUGACAUGCACCACCAGCAAGCCUACAACCAGGGCGGCUACAUGGGAGGAGGAGGCGGUCCCGGCGGGCCGACCAGCUGGGAGGGCAUGUACGACGACGUCCCGCAGCCCAUCAUGACCACCCAGGGCGGCGGUAACUUUGGCGGCGGCGGCCCCGGAGGCGGCCGCGGCGGGUUCCACAAGGGCGGUCGCGGCGGACACCAGCAGAUCCCGCAGGGUCCCGUAGACCCUGCCAACGCACCGCCCGCAAACGCUCCGACCGGGCCCAAGAAUGCGGGCAGGCCGGGUGCAAACUAUCGUGGCGGCGGACGUGGUGGCAACCGAGGGUUCCAUCCCUAUGCGAGAAGCUAAGGGGGUCGACCGCUCCCAAAGGAGGAGGAGGAGGAGGGAGGGUAUUGCCUCGGCGACAGGUUCCUUUUUCAUUCCUCUCAUUUGGGAGGGUUUCCUCGAGUCUCUACCCUGGCUUGGCUGAUAUGUUCAGUAGCUGGUGCCUACUUGUGGGUUUGUGAUCGGGUUGGGGGAGUCUCGAGGGUGUGCUACUGCCUCGCGCAGAGGAAACGGAAUGGAUGGCCUAGCAAGAUGAUGUAGGCAGAGAUGAUAUCGGGAAGACUUGGAGAUUGACGGGGAGGAGCAACAAGGUGUCUCUCCCUUCCGGUGGCCUUCCUGUACGAUAUAUAGCUGGCUUUAUUGAUAAUCCCACGCAAUUCUUUUCUCGUCACGGUU
This is a messenger RNA of Thermothelomyces thermophilus ATCC 42464, 1917 nucleotides long. RefSeq lists its product as uncharacterized. Lineage: Eukaryota; Fungi; Ascomycota; Sordariomycetes; Sordariales; Chaetomiaceae. The record is from RefSeq and is a predicted model, not a curated record. Gene Ontology annotation, molecular function: RNA binding. Bases 40 to 1545 code for a protein of 501 amino acids. The transcript is spliced from 3 exons.